AUGGCGCUUACCAGAGCCCUUGCCGACCCAACCCUUGGUGCUACUAGUGGGGGGUGGUUCAUAUACGAUGAUAAAGAAUCAACCGUGAUCGAAAAAACCAGCAAAUCUGCUGCGGCUCUGGCGGCGGAGGGGUUUGAACUCGAUCACGUCUUCGAGAGGCAAUUCCUCUCUGGACUUAUUGUACAUGUGAUGGGCGCCCAAGAUCCGCCCAUGUCGACCAUUAACGAUCUCCUGCAUAUUGCGAAUUUGCCGGAGAAUCUAGUGUGGAUCAGAAAAGAUCUCCAUGACUUGAAGAGUAGUGUCUUUGGUGAGUUGGACUUGGCCCCCGAUCUCAAGCCUUCCAAGUGCGCUCACAACAUCGCCAAUCAGGUAGGACAAUGGCAGAGUUUGAUGCGCGGCUCUGCACUUAUCUCACUCAGUGUCAACUUGUGUUUGGACCUGCUUUGGACAAAUUUUCAACCUCCCGUGAAGUCGUGA
This is a messenger RNA of Aspergillus pseudoviridinutans, 477 nucleotides long. RefSeq lists its product as uncharacterized. Bases 1 to 477 code for a protein of 158 amino acids. Lineage: Eukaryota; Fungi; Ascomycota; Eurotiomycetes; Eurotiales; Aspergillaceae. The transcript is spliced from 3 exons. The record is from RefSeq and is a predicted model, not a curated record.